This is a messenger RNA of Anthostomella pinea, 1242 nucleotides long. NCBI's taxonomy places the organism in Eukaryota, Fungi, Ascomycota, Sordariomycetes, Xylariales, Xylariaceae. The record is from the annotation of a GenBank genome assembly.
AUGGUGUACGUGCGACAGGAGUUCCUGCCGAACCUCAAGAACUACAAGUACUCGUCGGUCGACCAUUCCCUGACGUCCAAGUACAUCCUCAAACCCUUCUAUACCAAUGUCGUCAUCAAGUGCUUCCCCAUGUGGAUGGCUCCCAACCUGAUCACCCUGUCCGGCUUCAUGUUCGUCGUCGUCAACUUCUUCACCCUGCUAUGGUACAACCCGACUCUCGACCAGGAUUGCCCGCCAUGGGUCUACUACAGCUGGGCCGCUGGCCUGUUUCUCUACCAGACCUUUGACGCCGUCGAUGGCUCACAAGCACGUCGAACUCGACAAAGCGGUCCCCUUGGCGAACUGUUCGAUCAUGGCGUCGACGCCGUCAACACCUCCCUCGAAGUCCUCCUCUUCGCCGGAUCACAGAACAUGGGCCACAGCUGGUACACUGUCGCUGUUCUCUUCGCAUCUCUCUGCACCUUCUACGUCCAGACUUGGGACGAGUACCACACAAAGACCCUCACUCUCGGCGUCGUGAACGGUCCGGUCGAAGGCGUACUAAUCAUGGUCUUCGUAUACACGCUGACGGGCUACAUGGGCGGCGCAUCUUUCUGGCAGCAGUCCAUGCUCGGCGCAUUCGGUGUGCCUAACGGUCUCGGCAUCCCGAGGGCCAUCUACGAGCUCUCAUUCACGCAGUGGUGGAUGCUACAGGGCACCAUCGUGCUUGUUCAAAACACGGUCGAGAGCGCGCGCAACGUCAUCAAGGCCCGACGUGCCCGUGGGGACCGCAGCCGUGGCGCCUUGCUUGGUCUCGUCCCUUUCUUCGGCACCUGGUUUCUGAUCGGGGCCUACCUCUACCUACAGCCGCUGAUCCGCACCCAACAUCUGAUUCCCUUCGCCAUGUUUGCCGGCAUCGUCAAUGCCUACAGCGUCGGUCAGAUGAUCACUGCGCAUCUCGUCCAGCUCGACUUCCCGUACUGGAACAUCCUGACCCUGCCGCUGGCGUGGGGCGUUGUCGAUUCUCUGGGACCGAUCUUGCAGCAGCACGUUGGUUGGGCCUCUGGCUGGCCCAGUGCCCUUGGCGACGACGUCUACCAGGUCGCCUUCAUGUUCUCGAUGCUAGGCAUGGCUAUCGGUGUAUAUGGAUCUUUCGUUGUCGACGUCAUUGUCACGAUUUGCGAUUACCUCGACAUCUGGUGCCUGACCAUUAAGCAUCCCUACGUCGAGGUAGAGGAGCACACCGGGAAGAAGACGGAGUAA